Molecule: messenger RNA, 1834 nt
Organism: Tricharina praecox
Lineage: Eukaryota; Fungi; Ascomycota; Pezizomycetes; Pezizales; Pyronemataceae
Exons: 3
Coding region: 71-1723 (550 amino acids)
Biological process (GO): inosine biosynthetic process; adenosine catabolic process
Molecular function (GO): adenosine deaminase activity
Source: RefSeq, a predicted model, not a curated record
CACUCACUCACUCACUCACUCACUCACUCAUCCACCCCGCUCCGCAUAUAUAUACGACACAUAGAGUACGAUGGCAACCAACGGCAUCGCCGCGAAUAGCGUCCUGACGCUGCAGGAGGAAAUUGCAGAGUACGAAGCUCAGCGUGCGGCUCUGGUCGAAAAGGAGAAGAGUCUGAGACAUGACUACGCCUUCCGCCAACGACUCUCCCCAACCGCGAAGAAGGCCGCGGCAAUCGUCUCGAAGAUCCGGAAAUGGGAGGCCGAGAAUGUGUGGAGAAAAGUCGAGGAGGAUGAGGGAGACGUGUUCCCCGGCAUGUGCUUCACGCUGGCGAAGGGGAGGAUGGAGAAUUCGCUGCUCUGGAAGGUGGUCAAGAGGUUUCCCAAGGGUGCUCUGCUGCAUGCCCAUUUGGAAGCUAUGGUGGACAUGGACUGGCUCCUCGACCGUGCUCUGGAGACGGAGGGCGUUCAUAUCUACUCUGAUAUGCCAUUGACGCAGGAGAACCUCUAUGCUGCUAUGUUCGAGUUCGAGUACUCGGCGGUUACGCAGACUAGCAGUGAGUCGAUCUACAGCAGCGCCUACAAACCAGCAACGAAGAUCCCCCUCGUCAUCGCCGUCGACUCGUUCCCAUGCGCCGCCACCACGACCCCGCGCGACGCCUUCCGCGCCUGGUUCAAGACGCGCACGACCAUCACACCGGAGGAAUCAAUGAAGCACCACGAGGGGAUCAACCUGAUCUGGGCGAAGUUCCAAAGCGUAUUCCGCGUGAUCCACGGCAUAAUCUACUACGAGCCAAUCUUCCGUCGAUUCGUCCGCGAGAUCCUCGAGAACGUGCACGCCGACGGCUGCAAGUGGGCCGACAUCCGCCUCGCAUUCCUGAUGCAGCUGCGCGCCACGACCACGGGCGAGAUCCUGCCGCGCCACGAGGUGGUCCGCAUCUUCGGCGAGGUGGUCGCGGGCUACGUCGCCGAGAUGAACGGCGAGUUCUGGGGCAGCCGGAUUAUCUGGACACAGGUGCGCGCGUUCGAGGCGGACGCGAUCCUCGCCAGCAUGCACGAGUGCAUCGACGCCAAGAAGCGCCACCCGCACAUCAUCUCCGGCUUCGAUCUGGUCGCGCAGGAAGACAAGGGCCGCAGCUUGCACUCGCAUCUCCCGGAGCUCCUGCAGUUCCGCCGGCUGUGCGCAGACGCCGGCGUCGACAUCCCGCUAUACCUGCACGCGGGCGAGACCCUCGGCGACGGCACAGAGACGGACGAUAACCUCUUCGACGCCGUGCUGCUGGGCGCAAAGCGCAUCGGCCAUGGUUACUCAAUGUAUAAGCACCCGCACUUGAUGCGGCUCAGCAGGGAACAGGGCAUCUGCCUCGAGGUCUGCCCGAUCUCUAACGAGAUCCUGCGGCUCACCGCGAGCAUCAUGCAGCAUCCGCUGCCUGCGGUCAUGGCCCACGGUGUGCCCGUCAGCAUCAACAACGAUGACCCCGGAAUCCUGGGACAGCUCAAGACGGGCAGCAUGACGCACGACUUCUGGCAGGUGCUGCAGGCGUACGACAAUGUGGGCCUCGAGGGACUGGGAGAUCUUGCGGAAACGGGCGUUAGGUUCGCGGCUUUCGAUGGUGUUCCGGUCGGUGUCGAGGAGGGAAUCAGGAAGCAGAGAUUGCACUUGUGGAGGGACGAGUGGGAACGGUUCUGUGCGUGGGUCUGUGAGGAAUUUCAAGAGUGGGCUUGAUUUUGUAGGCAGUAGUGAGUUGCAUAGGCAGGUUAGAGUAGAGGGAUACCCGGAGCAUACAUAGCAUAUGAUGAAUUAGAGCCACGCGCAGUACCUAGUAAUGACUACAAA